UUACUAGAUUUUUCCUUCCCCUGAAAAGCCCAUAAGCAGUUUAUGAUACAAUUGGGCUUUAUAUUAUAAGCCCAUGAGUUUGAAUUUAUUUUACAAGUCAACUAUGUAGAAGCCUAAUCUAAUCCAACCCUUUACAUUAGUAUUGUUGCCUGUCAUCUAAUUAAAGUUGGUGAGAGUCUCGUUUCAUCGUCUUACUCUGAUUCAACCUCGACUGCACCAGAAGAUUAUUCGUAAAGGAUUUGAAGAUGAGUAGCAGCAGCCUGGAGAGGACGAGAGCAGAGCUAGGACUACUAGUAGUGUAUUUGAACAAGGCGGAGGCGAGGGACAAGAUAUGCAGAGCUAUACAGUACGGAUCCAAGUUCGUGAGUGAUGGACAGCCUGGCACUGCUCAGAAUGUCGACAAGUCCACCAGCUUGGCCCGUAAAGUGUUCCGUCUCUUCAAGUUUGUGAAUGAUCUCCAUGCCCUCAUCAGCCCUGUUCCCAAAGGCACUCCUCUCCCUCUUGCUCUCCUCGGAAAGUCCAAGAACGCAUUGCUCUCUACCUUCUUGUUCCUCGAUCAAAUUGUCUGGCUUAAUAGGACUGGCAUUUACAAGAACAAAGAACGAGCUGAGCUUCUUGGACGUAUAUCCCUCUUCUGUUGGAUGGGUUCUUCUGCCUGCACAUCCUUAGUCGAGCUUGGGGAGCUUGGUAGGCUCUCUGCCUCUAUUAAGAAGCUUGAAAAGGAGAUCGGCAACAAGGAUAAACACCAAAAUGAGCAAUACCGCGCGAAACUACAGAGAUCAAACGAGAGGUCAUUGGCUCUGAUCAAAGCCGGAAUGGAUUUCGUUGUUGCUUUCGGUUUGCUUCAAUUGGCUCCGAAGAAAGUCACUCCCCGUGUCACUGGCGCUUUCGGUUUCGCCUCCUCUCUCAUCUCUUGUUAUCAGUUACUGCCAUCGCAUCCCAAGUCCAAGACUGUUUAACAAAAGAUGAAGCAGAUAGAGUGUCCUAGUGUCUGGAUGUUCCUUAGUGUUCUGCUUUUGACUACUUUUCUGUUUGAUUUGUCUUUAAUACUUUUAUUUUGUGAUAAACGUUUCAGUCUGUUUCGAGAAUAAAAUGAUAAACGUUUCAGUACCAA
Messenger RNA from Brassica napus (rape), 1114 nucleotides. RefSeq names its product peroxisomal membrane protein 11C-like. The coding region runs from base 246 to 959 and encodes 237 amino acids. NCBI's taxonomy places the organism in Eukaryota, Viridiplantae, Streptophyta, Magnoliopsida, Brassicales, Brassicaceae. Gene Ontology annotation, cellular component: peroxisomal membrane. The transcript has 5 exons. Gene Ontology annotation, biological process: regulation of peroxisome size; peroxisome fission. The record is from RefSeq and is a predicted model, not a curated record.